UGAAAAACAAUUUAGGUUAUGAUAUGGACACUUCCUGUUUAUUAUUACUGGCGGGAAACUGAAGUUUUGUCUACUGGAACAAGAGAAACAUUUUACAAACACAACUUUUUCCAGAGAUGCAGCGAUCGAUAACAGCAUUCUUUGCUUCCCCAAGGGUGAAAAACAAGGAAGAAGAAAAGACCAUAGAAAAGAAAGAUGAUUCUAAAAAAAAGGUUCCAAAGAAAUCUCCCCUGAAACCUAAGAAUUCAUCUCCACCGAAAAAAGACUUGGAUUCUCCAGUCAAAGCUCCUAGCAAAAAGAAAAGUCGAGCUCGAAUUAUAGAAAGUGAUGAUGAGUAUGAGGAAGAAAAUAACAAGGAGUCUGUUGCCAUGGAAACAGAAGAAGCAGAUCAAACAAAAGAUGUAGAGAAAGAAGAAAAGACCGAUAAGAAUGACGAAAAGGGAGAAGAUGAAAAAGAAGAAGACUCUGGUGUAUCUUCUCAGUCUUCCACAGAAGUAACAGCUACCUCUCCAGCGGCUAAAUCACCAUUUGGAAUCCCUGUCAGGAAAACUGCUCGUAAAUCAAUGGGUAGCAAGAGAAAAACAUUGAACUACAGUGAUGAGGAUAAAACACCAUCCAAGAAAAGUAAGAUGGGGUCUAAGACAGAGGAAGAAGGGGCUGAAACAACUGACAAAUCACCAGAAAAAUCAACAAAAGGAAAGGAAAAGUCGACAGGCUCUAAAAAAAAUAAUAAAUCAAAGAAAGAAAAACCUGAGGAAAAGACGGAUUGUGAAAAUGUUGAAAUGGAAGACGAGGACAAGGGAUCAAAAGGAGAUAAAAAGGAAGAAACAAAUUCGAAAAAGACCGAUUCAGAUGAUGUUGAGAUGAAGUCUGAUGAAGAACCAAGUGAAGAGGAGUCGAACAAAACCAGAAAAGGCAGUGCUAAAGCUUCACCGAAAACCAGAAAGGAUUCUACAAAAAGUAAUAAAAAGUCACCCAAGGAGAAAAAAGAGAAAACACCUAAAGUUAAAAAAGAAAGUAAGAAAAAAAGUCCAAAAUCUAAAAAAGAAUCUAAAAAAGAACCAGCGGAGGAAAGUAAAUCUGCAUCAGACACAGAAAUUGACAAAAGAGAGGAAGAAGAAGAAUCAAAAGAAGAGAAGAAAGUUUCUAUAAAGGCUGAACCCAAAACUCCUGUCCACAGCUUCUUUGCCCCAAAGAAAACCACAGUAAAGACAGAAGAUAAUAAAGAGGAGAUUAAGACAGAACAGAAAAAGGACAAAUCAAAGGAAGAAGGAACACAGAAGGAAGAGAAUAGUAAGAAGAAAGAAAAUAAGGAAGAAGAAAAAGCAGUUAAGAAAGAAACAGCAACUAAAAUAAACCCGUUUGGUAGUAAGAAGGAAGAGACUUCCACCUACCACCCAAGUAAAUCACGCUACCACCCGAUUGAUGAUGCUUGUUGGAAACCUAAAGAAAAAGUACCAUAUCUUGCACUGGCCAAGACAUUUGAAGCUAUUGAAGAGAUAUCUGCAAGGUUGAAGAUCGUUGAUAUCCUGUGUAAUUUUUUCCGUUCUGUGAUUGCCCUGAGCCCCGAUGAUCUUCUGUUCUGUGUGUAUCUGUGCCUCAACAAGCUGGCCCCAGCCUACGAGGGCGUGGAGCUGGGGAUCGGGGAAACCGUCCUCAUGAAGGCCAUCGCUCAGUCCACAGGAAGAAGUAUGGACAAGAUAAAGUUGGAUGCCCAGGAGAAGGGUGACCUUGGAAUAGUUGCAGAAUCUAGUCGGAGUAACCAGCGGACAAUGUUUGCCCCUCCCAAGCUGACCAUUAGAGCUGUGUUUACCAAGCUGAAGGAAAUAGCGCUCAUGUCUGGCAAUAAUGUGAUGUCUAAGAAGAUUGACAUCAUCAAAGGUCUGUUUGUAGCAUGUCGACAGUCAGAGGCACGCUACCUCAUCCGAUCACUAGGAGGCAAGCUCAGGAUCGGUCUGGCUGAACAGAGUGUCCUCACAGCUCUCGGCAAUGCUGUGUUCCUUACACCUCCUGGUCAAGAUUUCCCUCCAGAGAUACUUGAUGCUGGAAAAGGCCUGUCAGCUGAGAAUUUAAAAAAGAAGAUGGAAGAAUCAGCUCUUACUAUAAAAUCUGUAUAUUGUGAAUGUCCAAAUUAUGGCUCCAUCAUAUCAACUUUGAUGAAGAAAGGUAUAGAAGAUCUACCUAAACACUGCAAACUGACCCCAGGUAUUCCUCUAAAACCAAUGUUGGCCCAUCCAACCAAAGGUGUCGGUGAGGUGCUAAAGAGAUUUGAGAAUGCAGAAUUUACCUGUGAAUACAAAUAUGAUGGAGAACGUGCACAGAUACAUAUAUUAGAAAAUGGUACUGUCAAUAUAUACAGUAGAAAUUCUGAGAAUAACACAACCAAGUACCCAGACAUCAUAGCCAGGGUCCCUAAGGUGAUGAAGGACUCUGUAAAGUCCUGUGUGAUAGACUCGGAGGCAGUGGCCUGGGACGCGGAGAAGAAACAGAUACAGCCUUUCCAGGUUCUUAGUCACAGGAAACGAAAGGAUGCAGAUGCAUCAGAAAUAAAGAUCCAAGUGUGUGUGUAUGCAUUUGACCUGCUCUACCUCAAUGGUGAAUCACUUGUGAAGGAGCCCUUCAAGCGCCGGCGGGAACUGCUGCACGAGUCGUUUGAGGAAGUGGAGGGAGAGUUCGUGUUCGCUAAGUCUAUGAUCUCCUCAGAUACUGAGGAAAUAGCCGUCUUCCUGGACGAAUCUGUCAAAGGAAACUGUGAAGGACUCAUGGUGAAAACUUUAGAUGUAGAUGCCACAUAUGAAAUUGCAAAGAGGUCUCACAAUUGGCUGAAGCUUAAGAAAGACUACCUGGAAGGUGUAGGGGACACUCUAGACCUGGUGGUCAUUGGAGGCUAUCUGGGAUCUGGCAAGAGGACGGGAAAAUAUGGAGGGUUCUUGUUGGCAUGUUACGAACCAGAGAGUGAAGAGUUCCAGUCCAUAUGUAAGAUUGGUACAGGGUUCAAGGAUGAUGAUCUGGAGCAGCAUGCUACAUUCUUCAAGGAGCAGCUGAUUGACAAGCCAAAACAGUACUACUGUUGGGACAGUUCCCACGAGCCUGACCACUGGUUUGAGCCCGUCCAGGUGUGGGAGGUCAAGUGUGCUGACCUCUCCAUAUCACCCACUCACAGGGCAGCGUCAGGCAUCGUCGAUCCAGAGAAAGGUAUUUCUCUACGGUUUCCACGGUUCCUGAGAAUCCGAGACGAUAAGAAACCAGAAGAUGCCACCUCAGCCUCACAGGUGGCAGACAUGUACAAAAACCAGGACCAGAUUCAGAACCAACAGUCAACCUCAGGGCCAAGCAAGGAGGGAGACGAGGAAGAGUUCUAUUGAAAGGGAGACUACUACUCCAUGAUAUUUGGCAUUGCUCUAUUAAAUGGGAAACUACUCAUUUGAACAUCCAAUGUUUAUAAUUUAUAUGAUACUGCUUAUUUAAAUCUCACUUUUAUAAUGUGCUACUUCAGCACAACUUAAAAUGUAGAAGAGAUAGAAACAGUUAAUGGAAGUUUGAUAUCAAAUUUUUACAGGGCAGCAAUAUUGAAUGUUUCAUUUACGAAUUGAUAUAAAAAAUGAGUGAUUAUGUUGGAUCUAAUUGUUUGUGAAGAGUAUCAUGAGGAUGAUAAUGUGUAGUUCUACCAUAUAUUUUUCAUGUAUUAGCUCAAAUUCAUUAAGGUUUCUAUGUCCACUAUUGGAGGAUCAUGUCAUGAUAUUAGAAACAGAAACUUAAAAUAUUUUUAUGAUGUUGAUAUAACUAAUAAAUAUUAAAGAAAAAAGAAAAAACAAAAUUGGCUUUAUAU
This is a messenger RNA of Mizuhopecten yessoensis (Yesso scallop), 3829 nucleotides long. Its product is annotated as DNA ligase 1-like. Gene Ontology annotation, molecular function: DNA ligase (ATP) activity; DNA binding; ATP binding. Lineage: Eukaryota; Metazoa; Mollusca; Bivalvia; Pectinida; Pectinidae. Gene Ontology annotation, biological process: DNA recombination; DNA repair; DNA biosynthetic process. The coding region runs from base 117 to 3365 and encodes 1082 amino acids. Gene Ontology annotation, cellular component: mitochondrion; nucleus. The record is from RefSeq and is a predicted model, not a curated record. The transcript is spliced from 24 exons.